AUACAAUAUGUCAUAAUCCUUAGAAGGUGAUAAAGCUUUAAAAGAAAAAUAUUUGUAGGAUUAAGUUGAAAAUGGAUUAGAUGCUGAUUAAUGUGCAUAAUUUUUACUAGAUUUAAAGCCUGAAGGAGGUGAUGAUAUAGAUAAUUGGAGCUUAAAUGAAUUGAGUAGAUUCUAUAUAAAAAUUUAGAGCAGGCAAUCGAGUAGUUUAAGGAAUCCUAAAAAAAAUUUGAAGAUUAAUAGCCAAAUCAUGAAGAUUAAUAGCCAAAUCAUGAAGAUUAAUAGCCAAAUCAUGAAGAUUAAUAGCCAAAUCAUGAAGAUUAAUAGCUAAAUCAAGAAGAUUAAAACAAUUUGUAAUAGGCACAGCUUUAAGAAUAAUCCCAAUACAAUUAAUAGAUAAAUUAAUAAUAAAAUAAUGCUUCUGUCCUUAUAAAUUGUUCUUAAAUUAUACCAAAUGAAUUAUCUGGAGACAAUGUAUCUGUUAAAAUAUUGACGUAAUAUUGUUAAAUAUAUAGAUAUAAAAAAGAGAGUGCAGGUUUCUUUUCUUCUUCAUAUAUAGCAUUUUAAAUUGAGACUUAACCUUUUGGUUGGGUUGUUUUUAGAAGAUAUUCAGAUUUUGAAUGGUUAAGAGAUUCAUUAUUAAAAAUUUAUCCAGCUUUUGUAAUUCCACCUAUUCAUAAAAAAAGAUCAAGAAAUUUUGAAGAUUCAUAUCUUAAUAAGAGAAUGAUAUUUUUAUAAAGAUUUCUUAAUAGCAUUUUUAAAUCAUAUGAAUUGAAAAGUAAUAUGAUUGUGAAAAAUUUCUUGAGUUUGACCUAAAAUAAUGAAUUUAAAAAAUUUCAAGAAGUAUAAUUUUAAUUAUUUUUAAGAGUAUUAAUAAAACUACUCCACCUUAGACAGUUUAAAGAAUGUUUUCAAAAGAAGGUCAAAUAAAUGGUGUUGCUCCAAUUGAACUUCAUCAAUAUGCAUAUUAAACUUAGGAUUAUUUCUAUGAAAUAGAUGGUGUCUAUAAAAAAAUUAGAGUCUUAAGCAAAAGUCUUAAAGAAAUUUAAUUAUAAAACUCUUUAAAGAUUUAUUGUGUUGGAGAAAUUUUUGCUUAAUUAUUCUAACAUCUUAAUAAACUAAAUUAAACGCUUCCUAUAGGAUAAGCUUAAGGAUUGGCAGCAACCUUUUUAAAUUUAAAUAAUACCAUGAUCACAUGGGGCAAUAUUAUAGGAAAAUAAAUAGAAUAAACAGAAGAGUAUCUAAAUAGUUUUUUUAAAUAUCAACAACACUAUAAUUCUACUAUUAAAUAAAUAUAUGAAACUAGAGCUGUUAUUUAAUAGGAUUUAGAGAAGUUUAAAUCUAAAUUAAAUUAUAAAAAGGAAAAAUUGUUUUAAUUUGGAGAUAUUUCUAAAUGGGACUUAAGCAAGGAUAAUAAAUUGACCUAAUAAGAAUUGUUAUCAAAUAAAAAACUUGCUUUCUAAAAUAUGUGUGAAUAAGAAACUAAACAAGAAACUCAAAUGGAAAUGCUUGUUGGGUAUUAUACAAACUAAAUAUUUUCUUAAACUUAAUAAUUUUUCAAACAGCAAUAAUAAGAACUAGUAGGACAUUUUAUAAAAUUCUGCCAAGUAUAAACUUUCAAUAUAACUGAUGUAAUUAUUAAUUUAAAUACAAGCAUCAUUAAUUAUGGGCAGAUGCAAUAACGAAUCUAUAAAAUAAUUUAUUAAUUUAAUAAAGAUAGACGUAGAAAAUAGUUGUAGAAACUAUAGCUUGA
Paramecium sonneborni is the source of this 1750-nucleotide messenger RNA. The record is from the annotation of a GenBank genome assembly. Lineage: Eukaryota; Ciliophora; Oligohymenophorea; Peniculida; Parameciidae.